GUCGCGUUUCUACCCUCCGUCAGCGCACUCCGUGUUACAAAUCGUGCUAUCGUAUAAUCAAAAGUACGAGUUAUAGAAUAAAUAUUUAGUGAAUUUAAUUAUAUAGAUAAUAAUAAUUAUAAUAAAUGACAUUUUAAAUAUUUAACUAGAAUUUUAUUUUAGAAAAUAUUAAAUCGUGGGUUAGUUUUAAUUGUGACUUUGAAUUUAAAUCCAGGUGUAGUUAAAUGUUUGCGGAGAGUACGAGUGCUCUUGAGACUACUACUCAAACUGACAUUUGAAUAUUUAGUCACGUGUUUUCGUGUUUUAUUAAUUAGUGUCACUUGUAUUUAUUAUUAUUACUAAUUAUUACUAGUCAAGAUAGUUGAUUAAUUUAUUUAUUGAUUAGUUGAAGCCACUGGAUAAUGUAGUGGGUAAACAAAAUGGUUUAGUGGUUGUAAAGGGUUGAGAUAAGAGUGAGACAAGAUAUAUAAAUAUCAAAUAAUGAUAAUCUAACGAGGAUUCAAUUUUAAAUAAUUUUCUUCAAAGGCGGAGAUUCGAUUGCAAAUAAUUAUAAUCCAGACUUUCAGGUGCUGAAUCUGCCAGAGGGUGAUUUUAUUGUGCAGUGAAGCUGUUGAAGCGGGUGAAAGGUGGUCAAUAUGACUCCUAUCUUGCUCGUCUUAUUGAUGGCGUUCGACACGAUUAUCGCGCAGAAUCAUGUUGGAAAUAUCAGCGACUCAAUGUUCAUCACGUACAUGACAAGUCCGCCGAAGAUCCUGAUGAAACCACGGUCUCAGCACGUAAAGGCAGGGGGGAUAGCGAGUUUUUACUGCAGCGCCCAUGGAGCACCGACGCCGCAAAUACACUGGCGCAAGAACGGCAAAAAAGUUUCCUCCUCAGCAUCCCGGUACAGCACAAAGUCGUACGCGAACGGCGCCCUUCUGAGGAUCGACCCCGUGAGGGCCGGACGUGACGAAGCCAUGUGGGAAUGCGUUGCUGAGAACGGUGUCGGCGAUGCUGUGACCGCAGAAGCUCAGCUGUCUGUCCACGAACCGGACAAUGUGCCCGUCGGGUUUCCAGUUAUCACUCAAUCGCCUACGACAAAGGUGGUGGAGAUGGGUCACAACGCGCUGCUAUCUUGCACAGCGAUCGGCUCGCCGCCUCCCAUAAUUUCCUGGAUCCGCGAUAUGGUGCCUAUCAAUACAUCUAACCCGCGAUACUCCGUGCUCGAUUCUGGCGCACUACAAAUAGAAGCAUCUGAGGUCGAUGAUCAGGGCCAGUAUGAAUGUGUUGCCAAUAACACUGUCGGUACCGAGUAUUCCGAGGCAAUACAACUCUACGUACGAGUUCGACGAUUGCCGCCCAGUUUUUCGAUACCACCCCCUACUGUCAGCGAGGUAAUGAUGGGCGCGUCUUUGAAUCUGACAUGUGUCGCUGUCGGUUCCCCAAUGCCUUACGUUAAAUGGCGUAAGGAACCCGCGACGGAAAUGACGCCAGAUGAUAAAUUGCCUAUUGGUAAAAACGUAUUGGUACUGACGGAAAUUAAAGAGUCGGCCAAUUAUACGUGCAUCGCUGCCAGUGAUCUCGGUGUUAUUGAAGCAUCUUCGAUGGUUAAAGUUCAAUCACUGCCAGGUGCACCAGAAAACGUUCAAGUAUCCGAAAUAACAGCAACAUCUGUAAAGCUGACAUGGUCGUACAAAAGACCCGACGAAUUGCAGUACUACGUCAUACAGCACAAACCAAAACAAGCGAACCAGGCGUUCGCUGAGAUAUCGGGUAUCACUACCAUGUACUAUCACGUGCGAAGUCUCAGCCCAUACACGGAAUAUGAGUUAUACGUGAUUGCUGUUAAUGUGAUUGGACGAGGUCCCCGGAGUCACCCGGUGUACGUCACAACCGGCGAAACAACGGAAUCAACAAAUGGAGGUUCCAGACCUGGGUCAGCGCCACGUAAAGUCCAAGUUCGUCCAUUGAGCUCGAGCACGAUGGUGAUACAGUGGGACGAGCCGGAAACGCCUAACGGUCAAGUCACGGGUUACAAAGUAUACUAUACAACCGAUCCAAACCAACCAAUGGCCUCAUGGCAGUCCCGGGUCGUGGACAACAACCAGCUGACCACUGUAUCUGACCUUACGCCCCACACAAUGUACACGAUUCGUGUACAAGCGUUGACGAGCGUAGGUCCUGGUCCACUGAGCCAGCCAAUCCAAAUAAAGACGCAACAAGGGGUGCCAAGUCAACCGGAAAAUCUUUCCGUAGUUGAUGUCGGGGAAAACUCAGUGACGCUCCAAUGGAGCAAACCAGCUCAUAGCGCCGAAAAUAUUCUUAGCUAUGAGCUCUAUUGGAACGACACUUACGCCCAGGAGAAACAUCAUCGCAGAAUAGGAGUUACUGAAAACUACACCCUUACUGGGUUGUAUCCGAACACUCUGUACUACGUCUGGCUGGCAGCACGCAGCCAACGUGGCGAGGGAGCAACAACUGUCCCGUAUGAAGUCCGCACCAAACAGUACGUACCCGGGGCUCCGCCUCGGAAUAUCACCGGACGAGCCAUCAGCACGACAUCUAUAAAAGUGUCAUGGGAGCCGCCGCCGACAGAGAGCAGUAACGGAAGGAUCGCGUACUACAAACUUCAAGUCGUGGAGACCGGGCGCUCUGAUUCAGAGGCCAGGGUCAUCAAACUUAACAGCACCGAGUUUGUACUGGACGAGUUGAAAAAAUGGACCACCUACAGAAUUUGGGUUGUCGCUGGUACCAGCGUAGGUGACGGACCACCGAGUUACCCUAUCACUGUGAGAACUUAUGAGGACGUGCCAGGAAAUCCCCAGGACGUCACAGCAACAGCUUUGAAUUCAACGACAAUUAGAGUUGAAUGGAAACCACCGCGAAUUAAUGACCAAAAUGGCGUUAUCAGAGGCUAUCAUGUUCAUGUACAAGAAGUUAGAGAAGAGGGUAAGGAUUUGCUGAAUGAACCAAUACGCCGAGAUGUCCACGAGGACGGUGUCUUGGCAAUCAACGUCACGGAUUUACAACCGGAUACAAAGUAUUAUGUCCAAGUGGCUGCUCUGACGCGAAAAGGGGACGGGGACCGGUCGCCUCCUGUGCACGUUAAGACUCCUGGUGGUGUGCCAAAUAGGCCACAAGUCAACGUCAAGGUAAUCAAUCAAGAUCCAAUAGUCCUCGAGCUGGAGUGGGCGAAACCAAGUGAACCAGCUGGACAAUUAACGGGUUACCGGGUUAAAUACGGAAUUAAAAAUCAAACAUUGAAAGAAGAAUUUAUAAAAGAUAUUAAUCAGUUUACAUUCAAAAUUAAAGAUGUCGAACGUGGAGUUCAUUAUGAAUUUCGUAUCGCUGGUGAGAAUCAAAACGGAAUUGGCCAAGAAACUGUACGUUACUGGGAGAGUCCCGAAGGUGAACCGUCAGGUCCGCCGACGAAUCUCACCUACACAUUCCAGACCCAAGACACCGUGUGCGUAAAAUGGAGCGAACCCGCGCGACGCCAUCGAAACGGGCAGAUAAUCCGCUACGACGUCGAGUUCCACAAGAAAAAUGACCACAGCACGAUCGAGGCGCGUAACACCACACAGGAACGCGCUGUGUUCACGAACCUCGAAGAGGCAACGGAAUAUGUGUUCCACGUGCGUGCGCACACAGUUCGCGGCGCGGGACCGUACUCGGAAAAAAUAACGAUAGUUACCGAGAAAGACAUCGGACGCGCGCCCCUAUACGUUAAUGCAGUAGCGACCUCUGAAUCAAACGUAGAAGUUUGGUGGGAGCCCGUGCCCAACCGCGACAAAAUAAUAGGCUACAAAAUAUUCUACACGAUGACAGCGGUCGAGGACUUGGACCAGUGGAAGCAGAAAUUUAUCGGCAUGACCGAGUCCGCGGACCUCGAAAACCUGGAGCGUGACACUGCCUACGCGAUCGCUGUUGCUGCGCGAUACAAAAACGAUAUUUUGGGUCGUCUCAGUCAAAAAGUCACCGUUAAAGUAAAACCUGAAGACGUCCCGCUAAACUUACGCGCGUCUGAUACCUCGACGCACUCGAUGACUCUCUCCUGGACUCCGCCGAUAAGACUGAAUCCUACGGGCUACAAAGUAUCCUUCGAUGCAAUAAAAGAAUUUGUCGAUUCCCAAGGAAUCACCCAAACCCAAAUAGUGCCUCGCAGAACGAUACGUCUUGACGCGACCGCGACCACUACGACGAUCGACGAGUUGCAGCCAUUUACCACUUACAACGUCAACGUCAGCGCAAUUCCCACUGACGGGUCGUACAAACCGCCGGCUAAGAUCACAGUGACCACGCAAAUGGCCGCGCCUAAGCCCAUGGUCAAGCCUGACUUCUAUGGGGUCGUCAAGAAAGAGGAGAUUCACGUUAUUUUGCCUCAGGCUUCUGAGGAAUACGGACCAAUAGCUUAUUAUUAUUUGAUCGUUGUGCCUGAGGACAAGGCGACUGCGCACAAACAGCCCGACGAAUUUACCGAGGACAUGAUUACCGGGAAAAAUGCAAAACAAGAUCCAGAAAACGCCCCCUACAUCGCCGCUAAAUUUUCUCACAGAACUAUUCCGUACACUUUUCAACUGGGCAGCGGGGAUGAUUACGAAGGUUAUGUCAAUAAAAAGCUAGAUCUUACUAAACGAUAUAGAAUUUUUGUACGCGCGAUUGUCGAUACUCCCAAAAAGCAUCUUUAUACGUCAUCACCCUUUUCGGAAUAUUUAUCACUCGACAUGCGAGAAGUGCCGCCCGGGGAUCCACCGAGCCGACCAAACCCCGACAACCCGCCCGACGGAAACCCCGAAGUGUCGGUAACAAACAGCGGACAGGAACCGGGAAUGGUUUGGGUAAUUGGCCCAGUGAUAGCCGCCUUAAUGGUCAGCAUUUGCAUCGUCUUGCUGUUCGUAGUCAGGAAACGCAGACAGCCGUGCAAAGCGCCCGAUCAAGCAGCAGUGACGAGGCCUCUGAUGGCCGCGGACAUAAGUUCAAACCACGCGCCGUCAGAUCCCGUUGAGAUGCGUCGUCUGAAUUUCCAGACACCCGGAAUGAUAUCGCACCCGCCGAUACCCAUCAGUGAGCUCGGGAAUCACAUCGAGAGGCUGAAGGCAAACGAUAACCUAAAAUUCAGCCAAGAGUACGAGUCGAUUGAACCGGGCCAGCAGUUUACGUGGGACCAUUCCAAUAUGGAAGUCAAUACAUCGAAAAAUCGCUACGCAAAUGUCAUUGCGUAUGACCAUUCGCGUGUGAUUCUCCAAACAAUCGACGGAAUACCAGGAUCUGAUUACAUCAAUGCCAACUACUGCGACGGAUAUCGAAAGCAGAACGCGUAUGUGGCCACCCAAGGACCCUUGCAAGAAACUUUCGCCGAUUUCUGGCGCAUGUGCUGGGAACUGCGCACUAGCACUAUUGUGAUGAUGACCAAACUCGAAGAGCGCACGCGCAUUAAGUGCGACCAGUACUGGCCGACCCGUGGCGCUGAAACUUACGGGCAAAUGACCGUUACAAUAAGUGACGUACAAGAAUUGGCGACUUAUUGCAUCAGGACAUUCCAAGUUUGUCGCACGGGUUACACAGACCGGAGGGAAAUAAAGCAGCUGCAGUUCACCGCCUGGCCAGAUCACGGCGUACCGGAACAUCCGGCGCCAUUUUUACAGUUUUUACGUCGGGUAAAAACGCUCAAUGUACCUGAUUCUGGUCCGCUCGUUGUCCACUGCAGCGCUGGUGUCGGCAGAACUGGUUGUUUCAUUGUAAUAGACUCGAUGCUCGAACGCAUAAAACACGAAAAAAUGAUAGACAUUUACGGACAUGUCACUUGUUUACGCGCCCAACGUAAUUAUAUGGUACAAACAGAAGACCAGUAUAUAUUUAUACAUGACGCGUUAUUCGAGGCGGUGAUUUGCGGGUUCACAGAAGUGCCGGCACGUAAUUUGCACUCGCACAUACAGAAACUUAUGCAGACCGAACUGGACAACAUAACGGGAAUGGAACUUGAAUUCAAAAAACUUUCUAACAUAAAAGCCGACUCGACGCGAUUCAUAUCCGCGAACUUGCCCUGUAAUAAACACAAAAAUCGGUUGGUUCAUAUUCUGCCUUAUGAGUGUACGCGAGUUUGUUUGCAGCCGCAACGUAGCAUUGAAGGAUCGGAUUACAUAAAUGCGAGUUUCAUCGAUGGUUAUCGUUACCGCUGUGCUUACAUCGCGACUCAAGGGCCGCUUAAUGAAACCACCGACGAUUUCUGGCGCAUGCUCUGGGAGCACAACUCGACGAUCGUCGUGAUGCUGACGAAGCUGAAGGAAAUGGGCCGUGAAAAGUGCCACCAGUACUGGCCGUCAGACCGCUCUAUCAGGUAUCAGUGCUUCGUGGUCGACCCGAUCGCCGAGUACAAUAUGCCGCAGUAUAUACUCAGGGAGUUUAAGGUCACCGACGCACGAGAUGGCGCCAGUCGCACGGUGCGGCAGUUCCAGUUCAUCGACUGGCCGGAGCAGGGCGUGCCUAAGUCCGGCGACGGGUUCAUUGACUUCAUUGGACAGGUGCAUAAAACAAAAGAACAAUUUGGCCAGGAUGGCCCUAUUACGGUCCACUGUAGUGCGGGUGUUGGUAGAACUGGUGUUUUCAUUACGCUGAGUAUUGUUUUGGAGCGUAUGCAGUAUGAAGGAGUUGUUGAUAUCUUCCAGACAGUUAGAAUAUUACGUACGCAACGUCCUGCUAUGGUUCAAACUGAGGAUCAAUAUCAGUUUUGUUAUCGUGCUAGUUUGGAAUACUUGGGAUCAUUUGACCACUAUGCCAACUGACAAGAAGAAAUCCGCGAGCCCAGAGAGCCAACGAGAGACCGGGGAGAGCGUCACAUAAGAAGUCGUGAGAGUACUGGCGAAAGAGCUAAGAUACGCCGAGUUUAGUUUCUCUAAAUCUCAGACAAUUAACAUAAAUAAAUUUUUUAUUAAUAAUUAAUAUCAAUGCAUAAAUUAAUAAAAAUAGUUAACGCUUAUGACGGUUGAGUCGUUGUGUUUGCAAGCUCGUCGGGUUUUUAGAGGUAAUUAACUUACGGACAAUUACCGGUAACGAUGCUACGGGGUUUAGAGCACUUUGAUGAUUUAAAAUGUACUUGAUAACCAUCAAUUAAUUCAACUCCCAUUAUAUAUUUUUUAUUAUUUUUUUACUUUUUUUUAAAUUUCAUUUACGAACAAAUCAAUUAUGUCUAUCAGUAUAUAGAGAGAGUAACAAUAAUUAUUACAAUUAAUUAUUAAUUAAGUCGUUUGAUUAACGAAGACUGCCAUUGGGCGCGCGGACCGGUGUUUUUAAAUUUAAAUGUCGAACAAAAAAUAUGAAACCGGUGACACGUAAAGUUUCUUUUGAAACAGAGCCUUAAAGAGUUUCGAUGCGAACAAAUAAAAUAAUUGUCCAUAAAAAAAAAAAAUGAUUUACAAGGAGCCCUCCGUCUAUAGAUUUUUCUCAGUUGAUAAUUAUCAUAGUGUAGCUAUUAAUUAAUUGAUUAAUUAAUUAUUAUUAAUUAUAAAUUAUAAAUUAUUGUAGAUAAUGAAUGGGAGUUAAUCGAAAAGUAAUUAAGGUAGUAGGCAAUUAAUUAAUCGAGUCGACACAUAUCGGUAUGGAAAUUGAUUUUCAGGUUUUAUAAAAAAUUAAUUAUAAUGAUAAUAAUUAAUUUAUUAAACGCUCUGUCAUUAUAGACUGAGGUACUUAUACUUAAAACGAUAAUAUCUGAAUCUUAUCUAAAUAUCGUCCCCUUUUUACCCGCUCUCUUUUUUAGAAGGAUUUAAAAUUUUUAUGACAAUUUAUUAUUAUCCAAUUACGAGAUAGUUUAAUUAAUUAAUAAUUAAUUCAAUCAAUCAAUCAAUCAAUCUUUUGACAGUUUUUUAAAAUAAAAUCGUUCAAUAUUUAAACUAACGCCGAAAUUUUUAAAUUAUUAGGCGACGUUUGACGAUCGUUUAAAUAAUUUUAUCGGUAUUUUGUAAUUGGUCGCUAUAUGACGGAAGUUUAAAUUUCCUAUGGUAAAAUAACCUCAAAAUUUUAUUUUAAUUUUUCUUAAACAAUCGAUAGAAUUUUUAUUUAUUUUAUUCUAAAGUUUUUUAAUUGGGUUCAAAAAAAAUUUUUAAAUAACCGAAUUUUAAGAAUUUUUUUUUUUUAAAUCAAACGGAAUUUAUAAUUAGGGUCCAUGGGUAAAUUUUACUCAAAUUACUAAAAGUAAUUGAUAUAUUUAUGGUAUGGUAAUUUUUCCGAUUUUAAACUCGGGUAAUUUUUCCGCGCGGUUAUUUUACGCGAAGAGGGGGGAGCUGCUCUAGCUCUGAGUUUUUUCCGAAUGCACCCAGACAAAAAAAUAAACUCGGAAUUUUUAAUUUUUAUUAAUAAUUUAUUAAUUAUUUUCAUUAGUUGCGCGGUAAAUUUAAAUAUUUAAAGAAUAAAUUAUUAGAAACGAGAAAAAUUAAAAAUCGUAUGUCAAAAUAAAAUGGCGGCAGAUCAUGACAGAAAAAUAUUUAAAAUAUUUAAAAAGAAAACACUUGAGUGUUUGAACAAACCUUGGCGGGGAAAUAAUAUGCAGAAGGGUGUCCUAAUACACUUGGAGAUUUAAUUUGAAUUUUUCCAAGUGUAUUCCAGCUAAAAAAACGUUACUUAACUGCUAUUUCCCACCAAACGAUGCCAGAUGAGUUUAAACAGGAACUUGCAAGUUAUCAGCAUCAGCAAUUUGCAACACUUUACACUCGAACUGAACAUUUAACACUUCACACUCGCGCUGAACACUUAACAUUGCACUAGCACUGAACACUCAACACUUAACGACAGCACAAACACUUUUCACAAUUUAAAUUUUACAAACACUGCACAAUUAAUUUAAACAACAACUAUGACGCCACUGCACUACUGUAUUUCAAUUCAAACGUAACGAUCUGGACGUUUACUGCCACUUUCGAUGAUACUGACUGCCGCUAUCGAACCGUCAGUUGAUACAAAGCAAUCGAUUUUGCGAUUCAUCGACCCCCACUUUAGCAAAAAUUUUGAACGUCGAAUACAGGGACGCGCAGUAGCGCCAACGGCGCGAAAUUUCAAAAUUUAAAUUUAAUCAUUUUAUUUAAAAUUAUUUGUGUCAAUAUUAUAUUAAUUAGGGUGCAUUCGGAAAUACUCUAGCUCUAGCUCCCACUAUAUGACAACGCUGUGAGUGUGAAUGUGGCAGAUAUCAGACAAAUUUAAAUUAUAAAUAAAUAGAAGAAACAAUUAAAAAAAUAAUAAUUAUAAAAAAUUCACUUAUCAAUUUUAUAAUUUUUUGAAUGUGCAUUUUUUAAAAAUUUAGUUUUAUUAAUUAUACUCUAUUUAUUUAUAGAUUUGAAUUUGUCUGAUGUCACAGUCAUUGUAAAUGUAGCAGAUAUGAAACAAAUUUUAAAUUACAAAUAAAUGAAUUAAACAAUUAAAAAUGUAAAAAUAAAAAUAAUGCACGUACUAAUUUUCAAAUUCUCUAAAUGUGUAUUUUUUUAAAUUUCAUUUAAUUUACAUUUAAUUCACUUUUUUUUUAAUUUUUUAAAUCAACAAUUGACAGCUAUAUUCACACUCAUGAUCCUGAAGUUGACAGCCAAUCACCGAAUUUUCGGAUCGUUUUUUCGCGAAAAAAUUACAAAAAAAAUAUUCACAUGUAGAAAAUUUUAAAAACUACAGGUGCAAUUUUUUCAAAUAUUUGUUUUAUAAUUUAUUGUUUAAAAAAAAAAAUCCAAAAAUUGUUCGACGUCGACUAACUUCAGUAUCGUUCACACUCAUAUGGCGACGCUUGGCUAGAGCAUUUCCAAAUGCACCCAGGGUAGAGGUAAUUUAAACUCUGAUGAUUUUACCGCGCGAUUAUUUCACCGCGAGGGAUGGGGAAAUUUUACCAUAGGGUUAAUUAGACAGUUGUAUAGAGACUUAACCAAUAAAAUAAUUUGUGCUCAUUAAAAAAAUAUAAAAAAAAUUGCCAUACUGCCAAAAUCGACAAUGCUAUUGCCAAUAUGCAGAAAAACUUAAUUAAUUAAAUAAUUAAUAAUAAAAUAAUUGGAAUGUCAUUAAUAUAAUUAUAAAUACUACCAAUAAAUCUUAGGUAGCUAACAAUUAAUAUAAUUGUUAUAAUUAUAGUUUUUAAUAAUAAAUUAUAAAUAAUGAAAAUAAAUAAUUAUAAAAACGCCAUUAGGUCACGACUAACGAAAUGAAUGAAUGUCAUAAAUGUGUACGGUGCCUAUAUGUGUAUUUAAUUAUAAAUUAUUAUUUUAUUGUAUGUAGCGAAAUGAGCGACAGGAUUUAUUUUAUAAUAAUAAUAAUAAUAUAAAUAGUUAUUAAUUAUUAAUUAUUGGUAUUAUUAUUAUUUCAAAUCUAUUUGGAUAAGAGCACUGUAUGUUAAUUGCACGCAACGUCACUUCCAGGCCUCUGAUUUUAUUUUUAUAACCGCAUGUACAAAGUUACAAUUUUUACUCGUAAUGUCAUUGAUAAUUUUAAUUUACUAAUUUAAUAAUCAGUUGUUUUUAAUAAAAAGAUCAGUAGGUCUGUUAAAUCUUAAAACAAAUUUUUGAUAAUUAGAUCUAUAACUUUAUGAAAAAUAUAUAAAGUUAAAAUCCGGGAAGAAAAUACUUAGAUAUGAUGAUAUAUGAAGUCAAAAGCAGAGGUAGUUGUUUAUCUGAUCACAUUCAUCAUAUAUGAUCAUAUUUCAUCAGAUAUGCAGCUGUAUUUACUUUUAUAGUUUCAUGUAAUUUAUAUGAUAUCAGAUAUAAUUAUAUACAUAAAUCUAUAUGAUCAUAUAUGACUGGUUGUAUCUGAUCAAAUAUCUGAUCAUAUAUCAUUAAAUAUGACACUGGAUUUACAGUUUCAUGUAAUUUAUAUGAUAUCAGAUAUAAUUAUACACAUAAAUCUAUAUGAUCAUAUAUGACUGGUCAUAUUUGAUUAAAUAAAAAAUAUAGCAAUAUCUGAUAUCAUAAAAUUAUAUACACUGAUACAGUUAAAUAUCUGAUCAUAUAUCAUCAAAUAUGACACUGGAUUUACGUUUAUAGUUUCAUGUAAUUUGUAUAAUAUCAGAUGUAAUUAUAUAUAUAAAUCUAUAUGAUCAUAUAUAACUGGUAAUAUCUGAUUAAAUAAAAAUAAAUAGCAAUAUCUGAUAUUAUAUGAAAUUAUAAAUACUGACACUGUUAAAUAUCUGAUCAUAUAUGAUCAUAUAUCAUCAGAUGUGAUACUGGUUUUACAAUUAAAGUUUCAUGUUAUUUCUAUGAUAUCAGAUAUAAUUAUAUAUGAUCACAUAUGGCCACUCAUAUUGACCUAGAUACUGAAAACCGUAAUAUCUGAUGAUCUAUAAAAUCAGAAGUCCCGUUGUAAUUAUAUGUGAUCAUAUAAGUUUAUAUAUAAUUAUAUUUGAGGUUAUAUGAUUAUAUCUCAUUAUUUCUUCUCGGUAAUUUUUAGCCUGUAUGGACAAUAAACACAAUUAUUUAUAACCUGUUCAAAAUAAUUCAAAAAUAAUCGUAUAUUUUUACGAUAGCAAUUAACUUGAUAAUUGAAGUAUUGGAAAAUUUGUUUUGUGCUAAUCGAUGAAUUGAUAGAUUUUUUUAUUUACUUAUUAAAGCGGACAGGGGCCAGAAGUUGCGAUUAAUGUGUACAUAAAUGCACCGUCUGUCAUGUUUAGUGUUAAAUAAAGUAUGUUGAUAAGAUAAAAAUAAUAUAUACAUAGAUUUAUAUAUAUAUGAAUAUAUAAAUAUAUAAAUACAAAUGAAUAAAAAUAAAUAUAAAUAUAUAAAUAUAUUACGAACAUUCUAAAAGAAGUUGAACAAAAGAAGAAAACAAUGAUAUGAAAAAUAGGUUAUGGUUUGAACAAAGUAUCCGGUUUAGAUUUGAAACAAAGAUGAAAGAAUAAUGAAAAUGGAUAAUUCAAAAACGCACUGUUAUAUUUUAAAAAAUAUCAUCAAACCCGUAAAAGUUUAGCUUAUUUAAUAGAUUUUUUAUAUUGCGUAAUGUCAUCUUUUUUAUAUAUUUUUACGAUAUAAAAUUAACAUAUUAAAUAUAAUUAUUUACGCGAUUAAUGACAGUUAUUAAUUGUAUUAAACAAUUGAUGUAAUUGAAUUUUUUCCGGAAUAAUUAAUUAAUAAUCGAGGGUAAAGUAGAUUUAUUUAGAGUAUUAAUAUUACGAUUACGUAUUUACGGUUAGUUAAAGUUUUAAUUGUUAGCGAACAAACUUCGAUGAAUCCAGUACUUGUAUUUGUGAAUAACGCAUUUAAUAUAUGUAAAUUUAUUUAGGGUACGUAUAAGUCAAUUUUAAACUUCACUUAAAGCCACAAAUUUAUAUUUUAUUCAAUUUUUAGUGGACUUGGGUAUUUUAUCGUGUAUCAUGUGUAAUCUAGUCGAAAAGUCCAUCCAUUGUUUCGUUAAUCAUUUUUUUAAACUAUUAAUUACUCAUUAAUCAUUUUAAUCAACUUCUUAAUCAAUUGGCAUUGAAAUUUAUCCGGGAUUCGAAACUACAGAAUUAUCAACGAUAAAUAAAAUGGGAAUUUGAAGGAAAUUGAAACUAACCUCGAAAUUUGAUUGCAAACAAGAAAAUUUAAAAUUGCGCGCGAAAAGAUUCAUUUUUAAAUUCCAUUUAUUUUUAAAAUUUACCGAUCACCGGCUUCGUUAUAAAAUUUUCACUAAAAAAAAUGACGAUACAAACCGGCCGCCAUUUUAAAAAAAUUAACCAAUAGAAUCAAUGAAAAUAAAUUCUGGCCUCAAAUAAUCUGCGGUUCCGAAUCGAAUGAACUUCAAAAUUUUAAAUAAAAAUUAAUUUUAUAAAUAAAAUAAAAAAAAAUAUGGUGGCUUUAAGUGUCGAAUGUCAAUCAUAACUUAUUUUAAAACAAAGAAAACAACAAUACUGCCAAUUGUUUCGUAUAUUGACAACAUAUUAAUGAACUAUAAAAAGUAAUAUUUGACUUCUUAUCCAUUCCAUGUCAGUGUAUUUUUUUUCUAUACUUUUAUUAUCAUUUUUUAUUUAAAUAUAAAUUUAUAUUGUAUUCAAUUGUAUAAUUUUUAAUAUAUGAAUUAAUAAGUAACUAUAAAAAUUUAAUUAAUUAAUUAAUGUAUCAGUUAAUUUAAAAAAUCAUCUGGCGAUUCCAUUUCUCAACGAUAUCUAUUAUUAACACACGAAUUAAAAAUCCUGUUGUUUUUCAUUGUUUGUUGAUUAAACAAAGAAAUCCUAACCUCGAAUUUUUAAUGAGUGUCAAUGCAGCAGACACCAGACAAAUUUAAAAUUAUAAAUGAAUCGAGUAAAUAAUUAAUAAAAUAAAAUUUUUAAAAAAUGCGCAUUUGAAAAAUUUUGAAGUCAACAAGUGCAUUUUUUGUAAUUAUUUAAAAAAAAUUUAUUUACUCCUUAUUUAUAAUUUUAAAUUUGUCUGCUGCAUUGACACUCAUAAUUUUUAAUGUAUCGAUUUAAAAUUUUUUAAUUAAUUGACUAAUUUUUUUUAAACUGUGUAAAGAUUUAUUGUAUUAAUCGAAAUAUUUUUCUUGUAAUCUCAUAGUCUAUUGUAACAAAAUAAAUUGUUUUAUCAUGGAAUUAUAAAUACUAAUUAAUAACUAAUUAAUUAAUGAAUUAAUAAAUUAAUAAAUAAUAAUAAUAAUAAUCCAUGUGAAAUAAUUAAGAGCAGCGUUAACUUUUACGAGUGAUGUAAAAAUAGCAAUUUGAAAUAUAAAAUAAAGUUAAAUAAAUAAAUAAUAAAAUAAAUUCUGGGGAUUUAAUAAAAUAACGUUGAGAUAAUGGAUAAUUAUUUUGUGAUACUUUCUUGCCAGAUAUAAACAACAACAGGCUGAGACAAAUAUAUUAAAUAAAAUAAAAAAAUAAAUGUUACUCAUGGACAACAAGACGAAUGAAAUUAUUGUGUAAUAGAAAUAAAUAAAUGAAUAAUUAAUUAAAAUAUUAUGAGGAUUAAUGAUGUGAAGAAGAAUACCAUGUACAUUAUUGUAUUGCCUUUGGCAUAGAAUAGAAACUAACAGUGUAA
Messenger RNA from Microplitis mediator, 13937 nucleotides. It is a transcript of the gene Lar, whose product is annotated as tyrosine-protein phosphatase Lar. Gene Ontology annotation, molecular function: protein tyrosine phosphatase activity; protein binding. The coding region runs from base 636 to 6761 and encodes 2041 amino acids. Lineage: Eukaryota; Metazoa; Arthropoda; Insecta; Hymenoptera; Braconidae. The record is from RefSeq and is a predicted model, not a curated record. Gene Ontology annotation, biological process: protein dephosphorylation. The transcript has 22 exons.